This is a messenger RNA of Mycena indigotica, 966 nucleotides long. RefSeq lists its product as uncharacterized. Gene Ontology annotation, cellular component: nucleus. Gene Ontology annotation, biological process: chromatin organization. The record is from RefSeq and is a predicted model, not a curated record. Bases 16 to 966 code for a protein of 316 amino acids. Lineage: Eukaryota; Fungi; Basidiomycota; Agaricomycetes; Agaricales; Mycenaceae. The transcript is spliced from 6 exons.
UUUCUCUCAACCACGAUGGCAGCCAAACCAGAGGACGCAUUGAUGAAGCAACGGCUUCAAAAUCACGAAGAAUUCCUACGACAGAAACAAGCCAUUGUCCGAGAGACCGAAAGGUCGCGGCCCUCCGCCAACCGAUUCGUCGGCCAGUUCGACUCUGUGGAGGAUUCUUUGAAGAACAGCACCGUCGGAUUGGUUCACUUGGAAGACUUUCAACAGCGCCGAAGAGAAAUUGAGGAGACUCAGGCGCGCGAGGCGGCGAAGUCCAAUGCUGUCAAGGAUGAUAAAAAGGCCAAGAAGAGGAAAAAAGCUUCCAAAGUGACACUGUCGUUUGCUUUGGACGACGAGGAAGGCGCAGGAGAUACCAAUUCACCCGGUCCCAGUGCUAAAGAAGACGAGGAAGAACGUGCUGCAAAGCGAAGCAAGUUCAGAAAAAAUCCUGCCGUGGAUACGUCGUUUUUACCAGACCGCGAGCGAGAAGAAGAGGAACGUAAGGAGCGCGAGCGGCUGAGAUUGGAAUGGCUGCAAAAGCAAGAGGAUAUGAAAUUGGAAGAGAUCGAGAUUGCGUACUCUUAUUGGGAUGGCAGUGGUCAUCGCAAGAGCGUUAAAUGCAAGAAAGGAGAUGAAAUUGGCCACUUCCUGGAGAAAUGUCGCAGCCAAUGCCCAGAAUUGCGCGGUGUGAGCGUGGAUAAUCUCAUGUAUAUCAAGGAAGACCUGAUCAUUCCUCAUCACUACACUUUCUAUGAUUUCAUUAUCAAUAAGGCCCGGGGCAAGUCGGGACCUUUAUUCAAUUUCGACGUCCAUGAUGAUGUCCGCCUACUCUCGGACGCGACAGUUGAGAAGGAUGAGUCCCAUGCUGGAAAGGUUGUGGAACGGAGCUACUACCAACGCAAUAAACAUAUUUUCCCCGCAUCACGUUGGGAGGUCUUCGACCCGGAGAAGAACUAUGGCAAGUACACGAUUGCUUGA